Molecule: messenger RNA, 865 nt
Organism: Nymphaea colorata (pocket water lily)
Lineage: Eukaryota; Viridiplantae; Streptophyta; Magnoliopsida; Nymphaeales; Nymphaeaceae
Product: protein translation factor SUI1 homolog
Exons: 5
Coding region: 161-628 (155 amino acids)
Biological process (GO): translational initiation
Molecular function (GO): translation initiation factor activity; RNA binding
Source: RefSeq, a predicted model, not a curated record
CUUUUUGUUUUUUUAUGCUGGACUUGUUGUGUUAUGCAACUACCUCUUUUCUUCCCAAGCGGUUGAGGUGAAGAACUGCCGCCAGCUCUAUAUAUAUACGGGAUCAGUUUAUCAUUGUCUUGAGGGACCUUAGAAGUUUGCUUCCUGUGGUAUUGCGCCCAUGCUAAUUGCACGAGACGAGAUCCUUCUCUGUGGUUCCGAUGUUAGCCAUUUGAAGCUUGAAGUCGCGAAAGAGUACCACCACACGAUUUCGUUCGUUCUCUUCGAUUAUCAACAAACAAAGUUCAUGUCUGAACUCGACGUCCAGAUUCCUACUGCCUUUGAUCCAUUCGCUGAGGCAAAUGCUGAGGACGCUGGUGCGGGCUCAAAAGAGUAUGUGCAUGUGCGCAUACAGCAGCGGAAUGGUAGGAAGUGUCUGACGACUGUGCAAGGACUGAAGAAAGAGUUCAGCUACAACAAGAUCUUGAAAGAUCUCAAGAAGGAAUUUUGCUGCAAUGGUACCGUAGUACAGGAUCCAGAAUUGGGCCAGGUUAUCCAACUUCAAGGGGAUCAGCGAAAGAAUGUUUCUACCUUCCUGGUUCAGGCUGGUAUUGUAAAAAAGGAACAUAUAAAGAUCCAUGGUUUUUAAGGGGGGAGGUUAUCGAUGUUACUGUUACUAUUACGUGAAUGCGUGGACAAAGUGUGGUGUCUUGUCGGACGUUCUAGCAAUAUUUUGUAGUGUGGUGUCUAAGGGGUGUCCCGCCCUACAUACAUUCUAAUGCUGUGCACCUCCCUCCCGGAGACAGCGGCAUAUAUGUGAUGGGUUGUUCGGUGGAACGCUUUAUCUAUUAUACUAAGAAAUACAACUUUAGCACUUCUUUCAAAA